Molecule: messenger RNA, 3327 nt
Organism: Motacilla alba alba
Lineage: Eukaryota; Metazoa; Chordata; Aves; Passeriformes; Motacillidae
Gene: ARK2N
Product: chromosome Z C18orf25 homolog
Exons: 5
Coding region: 607-1824 (405 amino acids)
Biological process (GO): ubiquitin-dependent protein catabolic process
Molecular function (GO): ubiquitin protein ligase activity
Source: RefSeq, a predicted model, not a curated record
CUAGUGGAAGUCACUGUGUGAGGAAUCAAACCAGUUUGGUUGGAGUAGUUAAAGAUCCCACUUAAUAUUAAAAAAAUCCAAUAAAAUAAUUUUAAUUGAGCUGUUAACAAGGUGGCAAUGUGCGUAUGAAACAUAUUUUUUUCUGGCUGAUAGACCAGAGAGAUGGAAAGACAAGUGCAGGUGUUGUUACGGCCCCUUUGGGAGCUGUGAGGUAAAUGAUGUUUCCAAAUAGGACAUUUGUGGAAAAAAGUCUACAGCUGACUUUGGCUGCCCUUUAGCUUCAUGUUAAGCUCUGUUCUUUGUGCUCCCCAGGCUAAAAGGUUGAACAGUGCAGAAAUUGUUCUGCAGUUAUUAGUAUGAAUAUUUAAGCAUGUUUUCAUUUGGCCAAGCUAAUACUCUUUUGGUUUGUGUCGGAGCAACCAAUAUUUUCCCUGUGUGUACAUUUCAAACUCUUAGAGAAGAUAUUUUUCAUUUUAAAGUGCCUGGCCAGAGGAAAGCUGGGAGCUGCGCUAGCAGGCUGCUGCAUUGCUGGAGACCACGUCUAGCUCACCCGGCCUCCUAGACAACGUCCUCAAUGCUUUGAGACUGGAAGGACCUUGCUCUGCAAUGAAGAUGGAGGCAGUAGGAAAAGCAGAAGAACUUGUUGAUUCAGAAAUUCUACCAAAGACUUCUGAAAAGCAAGAGACUACUCCUGACGAAGACAGGGCUAUAGAACUCGAGACACAACCUCAGAAGGACAGUGUGCCCACUGCAGCAGACUCUGCCGUGCUCUCUUCCAUGCCUUGCUUGCUGAUGGAACUGAGGCGGGACUCCUCGGAGUCUCAGCUGGCGUCUACGGAGAGCGACAAGGCAGCGGGUGGCCGAGUUUAUGAGAGUGACUCUUCUAACCACUGCAUGCUUUCCCCUUCCUCCAGCGGGCAUUUGGCCGACUCGGACACAUUGUCUUCCGCAGAGGAGAACGAGCCCUGCCAAGCUGAAGCCACCACGGAGGGAGACCCUUCUGCGGCGUCGGGAGCCGCGGUCGGGAGGAAAUCCAGGAGAUCCAGGUCCGAAAGUGAGACUUCAACAAUGGCUGCCAAGAAAAACCGACAGUCUAGUGAUAAGCAGAACGGCCGAGUUUCCAAGGUGAAGGGUCACCGGAGCCAAAAGCACAAAGAGAGGAUCCGGCUCCUGAGGCAGAAGCGGGAGGCGGCUGCUCGCAAGAAGUACAACCUGCUGCAGGACAGCAGUACCAGCGACAGUGACCUGACCUGUGACUCCAGCACGAGCUCGUCAGACGACGACGAAGAGGUUUCAGGGAGCAGCAAGACAAUCACUGCAGAGAUACCAGAUGGACCCCCUGUUGUGGCUCACUAUGAUAUAUCAGACACAAACUCAGACCCAGAAGUGGUAAAUGUGGACAAUCUGUUGGCGGCUGCAGUAGUUCAAGAGCACAGUAAUUCUUUAGGAAAUCAAGACUCAGGAUCUGCCUGGAGAACCAGAGGGCUGCUGAAUGAAAUGAGUGCUGAUACAGGUCAUUUGGAUCCAGGCUUCCUUGCAGGUGACAAAACCUCUUGUGGCAGUGCCCAGGCCAAUGAAGAAAUUAACAUUGCCUCUUCUGAUAGUGAAGUAGAGAUUGUUGGAGUUCAGGAGCAUGCCAGGUGUGUGCAUCCCAGGGGAGGGGUGAUCCAGAGCGUGGCCUCCUGGAAGCGCGGCUCGCCGUUCGGGAGCGCCCAGCCCGCGCAGCCAUGGACAGCAGUGGCUCCCCAGCAGAACUGGUCCUCGCCCCCAGAAGUGGUGGACCUCACUCUGGACGAGGACACCAGGCGCAAAUACCUCCUGUAAGGCCGUGUCACUGUGCUCUGCCCCCUCCCCUCCCGCCCUCCCUGGCACAGGAGUUCAGUGGUGAAACCUUCACCUCCAGAGGCCCCGUCCUUGGCACCAAGAAACCCAAACCCACGGCUUUUCUCCACGUCCACAGGAAUGUAGUCUGAUUUCAGUAUCACUUCAAAUGGUUUUGCCUUCUCUGAGGAGGAUUCCUGCCCAGAAUUAACAGCACCAAAUUCAAAACCACAUCUGCAGUUACUAACGUGUGCGUGUACACCUAAUGAAAUAACUGCGUGCAAACUUAUGUCCUCCCACCCUGCCCACCUCCCAGCUCCAGGACUUAUUUAAUUUAUCAGUAUCUUGAGUUUUUGAGUAGAAGUUAGUGUGUUGCUGUGUGAGCAUCAGUGCUUUUGAGAAAUGCUGUGUCCUCACUGAUUUCAGUGGAACUGGGGGGUAUUCAACACUUCCAAAAUUUGGGCCAGGAGUAUUUUUACCCAAGCUGAUUUGGUCAUGUUACCAGCAGGAGGGAUUGUCUUUAAUACAAAUGGCCCGUAACAAAUGCACUGAACAGCCUUUAAUCAAAACAUUUUUAUUUUCAAUGUAAUUUAUAGUUUAUACUCUUCAGUGCUGAGUCUUCUGUCCACUUGACUACUGUGUUUCACUGGUCAAUUCCCUCAGCUUGGAAUGGCUAAAAUAGUAAUAGUAGUGACUUAGGAACAGCUGAACAUUGCAAAAGCACAGGAGAAGGUAAUAAAAAGGCCCAUCCCUUUCCUUUUUAAUUAUAGCUGAAUUUUUUUACCUCUAUCUGAGUUUUGCCUGGAGUAGAUGAAGGAAAGGAAUUAAAUGUUUUACUCACAGUCCCCAUCUCUACUGCUGCUUGUUUGCGUCAUUCACCAUCUCAGAACACAAAAAACAAAUCCCAUUAAAUUCCAAAGCUCCAGCCUGGCAAAGGGGUGUUCAGCUGGGACCUGUUCCUGGAAUUUGUGGGGCCACUCAAGUGCUUAAAACUCUGUCCUGAAAGAUGUUGCAGGAUCAGGGUCAGAAACUAAGGUUGUGGUAUUUAACUUUUUUUGUUGUUGUUGUUAAAUUAGUAAUCUGCACCAUUUCCCUGGCUUUCAAUCAUGCCUCUUAUGCUAGUUUUGGAAAUGCCAAGAUUCAGGAAACACUUACUACCAGAAUAUUUACCAAAAUCAGUGGAACGACUCACUUUAGUGUGCUGCAGUUUCUGCCUCUCAUCUGUCAUUUUGAGCCUUUCCCAAGGCAAAAACCAAAGAUUAGACUUUAACAAGAUGAUAUUAUUCACUUUAAAUGUCUACUGUGCAAUUGAAACAUUCCUUCAUAUUCCAGAUCUUUCUAUUGGGAAUUUUGUACAGGUCUGCCACUAGAUUUUUUACCGUUUGAAGCUGAACAAGGGUGGUCAGGACAUGGGAAGUUCUGCUUUCCUUUUGUGUCGGCUGGUUUUCCAAAUUUAUUUGGCUUCCCUUAAUUUUAUCUGUGGGCAAAAUAAAAAAUUAAAAUGCA